UCAUUUGAAUACAACAACAGCAACGAGAACAUUGACUCAACGGUUUUAGAAGACAACGUGUGCGAUUGAAAGGGACAGUAUUGUCGACACUUUCAUCACUUCAGGAAAAGGCAAGAACAUACCAGGAACGAUGAAGCAUUGGCAGAGACUUCUAAACGCGCACCACAGACAGAAAUCGGAACAACAGGAGGCAGCCAAAGCUGAAAUCACCAAAGGGUAUUCUCUGCCAGAAGAAAGUGACCCAACGGCCGAUCCUGACACACAGAGAAGUCUGUCGCUAGAUGCAAAGUUUCAUUCACUGUCUGUGUCUGAAGAAGAGUUUGAUGAUGCGAGAAUACGGAGGAGAGAGAAAAGAGCAGGAGACCGUGGAAGAUUCCAUCGCAUUGAUGAGGAAGACGAAUUCGGGGGACUGAAGCGGCAAGCUCGUCAGGAGUCCAUGGGGGGUCUCGCCGAUGACGACUUCUCCCCUACCUCGUCUCCCUUCGGGUCCAACGAUUCCGUGGAAGGUGUCAGAUUCGAGGAAGUGACGAGACCAGUGAGGCGAAGGCCGUCAUCUGGAACAGGCGGAGGUUCUCUGCGUCGUUGGAGCUCAGAAAAAGCAAGGAGAAGGUCCAGUGCUGUUUCCGAAGUUCCAGAAGAGAACUCCGCUAAUGGAAGACGGAUAACACGCCGUCGAUCAUUAGCGGCGAGAGCGACCAUAGACCUCGGGUGUAAGGAAGACGUGAGCGAGGUUAUGUUCUCCAUGGGAUACCACCCAAAUGCCGGUCAACUCACGGUCACCAUCAUCAAGGCACGAAAUCUCGCGAGAGUUGGGUCGGACAAUCCUCCAGAUACAUACAUCAGAGUGGCCCUGAUGUGCGAGAGCAGAAAGAUCGGCAGGAAAAAGACGUCUGUCCAGAACGGCGAACCUAACCCGACCUACAACGAGUCCUUCCAUUUCGACGUGGCAGAAGACGACAUGAAGGGAGUUUUCUUGUCACUGGUUGUGGAGGAUUCCGGGGGCCCUACACUAGGUAAAUGUGAGGUCGGCCCGUGGACGGACCAAUGGAACGAGAUGAUGGAGAAGCCCCGGAAACCCGUCACCAGAUGGUGCCAGCUGAAGGAAGUGACGUCAGACAGGCGGAGGAGCAGUGAAGACCAGGAUCAGUGACUCAUCUACUCACGUGUACAGCUUUUACAUUGUGGUUAGAGACACUUUUCACGGACCCAUUGUAUGCUGGGAGACCCAGGGUAG
This is a messenger RNA of Branchiostoma floridae (Florida lancelet), 1234 nucleotides long. Its product is annotated as synaptotagmin-6-like. Bases 131 to 1150 code for a protein of 339 amino acids. The transcript is spliced from 10 exons. Lineage: Eukaryota; Metazoa; Chordata; Leptocardii; Amphioxiformes; Branchiostomatidae. Gene Ontology annotation, biological process: cellular response to calcium ion; regulation of dopamine secretion; regulation of calcium ion-dependent exocytosis. The record is from RefSeq and is a predicted model, not a curated record. Gene Ontology annotation, molecular function: clathrin binding; calcium ion binding; phosphatidylserine binding.